Apodemus sylvaticus (European woodmouse) is the source of this 2806-nucleotide messenger RNA. Its product is annotated as sialic acid-binding Ig-like lectin 5. NCBI's taxonomy places the organism in Eukaryota, Metazoa, Chordata, Mammalia, Rodentia, Muridae. Gene Ontology annotation, biological process: cell adhesion. Gene Ontology annotation, cellular component: plasma membrane. The record is from RefSeq and is a predicted model, not a curated record. Gene Ontology annotation, molecular function: sialic acid binding.
UGUUUCUGUUCCAUGGAGCUUGAUAGCACUGAUAACCUGUGGGUGGAGAGUUCCCUUUCUGUGGUCAGUCACUCUGUCUCUCUUCAUUCCUGGGCUAGGUGCCUAGGGCCGUCACUGUGUGAUGCGGUGGGCACGGCUGCUGUCCCUGCUGUGGGCAGGGUGCCUGGCGGCGCAGGAAUAUAAGCUCUCAGUGACUGAUUCCGUGACAGUGCAGGAGGGCCUAUGCGUCUUUGUAUCCUGCCAAGUCCAGUACCCCCGCUCCAGUAGUUCUGUCUUUGGCUACUGGUUCCGGAAAGGGGCCAAUACAAACCUCGACUCUCCAGUGGCUACAAACGACCCACAUCGAUCAGUACAGAAGGAAGCUCAAGGUCGAUUCUAUCUCGUCGGGGGCCAAGAUACUCAUAACUGCUCCCUGGACAUCAGAGACUUGCAGAAAAGUGACACCGGAGUGUACUUCUUCAGGUUGGAUGGAAGUGGUCCUGUGAAGUACAGUUUUCUGACGUCAAUGCUCUCUGUGGACGUGACAGAUCUGACUAAGACCCCUAACUUCCAAGCCACAUCUACCAUGGUGUCUGGCACUUCUACCCAACUAACCUGUUCUGUGCUCUGGGCCUGUGAGCAAGGGACACCCCCCAUAUUUUCCUGGAUGUCAUCUGCCUUCACGUCCCUGGGCCACAGGACUACCCUCUCCUCAGAGCUGAACCUCACACCCAGGCCUCAGGACAAUGGCACCAACCUCACCUGUCAGGUGAACUUCCCUGGUGCCGGUGUUACUGUGGAGAGGACGCAACAGCUCAAUGUCACCUAUGCCCCACAGAAGACGACCAUCAGGGUGUCCCGCGGAGAUGACACAGAAACUGAAAUCCUGCAGAGCGGAGCUUCUCUGCAGAUCCAAGAGGGCGAGUCCCUGCGCCUGCUCUGCGCGGCUGACAGCAACCCCCCUGCCGCGCUGACAUGGAAGUACCCGACCCAAAAGCACCUCCAGCUCUCCACUGCGGAGGAACUGCAGCUGCCGCGGGUGGAGUUAGAGGACCAGGGGAAAUACAUCUGCCAAGCUCAGAACAGUCUGGGUAUUCAGUCAGCCUCUGUGAGCCUCAGCGUGAGGAGCCUUCUACAGCUGCUGGGACCCUCCUGCUCCUGGGAGGCUCAGGGUCUGCACUGCUGCUGCUCCUGCAGAGCCUGGCCUGUCCCGUCCCUGCGCUGGCGGCUGGGGGAGGGGCUGCUGGAGGGGAACAGCAGCAAUGCCUCCUUCACCGUCACGUCCAGCUCCACAGGACCGUGGGCCAACAGCUCCCUAAGCCUCAGCGUGGAAUUCAGCACAGACCACAGACUCAGCUGUGAAGCUUCGAAUGACUAUGACGCUCAGAGAGCCACUAUCUUGCUGGUGCCAGGACAAGAGAUCUCACAGGCAGGCAGAUCAGAAAGCAGUAGAAAAAUGUUCCUGGGGGCCAUCUGGGGAGCUGGUCUUGUGGCCUUGCUAGCUGUCUGCGCCUGCCUUGUCUUCUUCACAGUGAAGGUCCUCAGGAAGAAAUCAGCCCUGAAAGUAGCAGGUGUGGAAGAUAACCAUCUUGCCAAGAACCCUGUCUCCACCAUAAAUAGAGCAAGCGUGAUUUCAUCCAACGUUUCAUUGACGUACCCCAUCCAGGGUCAUCUGAAUGAAUCAGGGUCACAGACCCAGAAAGAAGAGCCACCCCUUGCCACAGCCCCAGACACCCCAAAGGAUGAGCCUGAACUCUACUAUGCCUCCCUCUACUUCCAAGGCCCGAGGCCCCAGCAGCCUCAGAACACGGAGGACAUGAAGUCUGUUUACACAGAGAUCAAGAUCCACAAGUGCUGAAGCUCCUUGCCCCAUGUGUCCCACUGCUGGCUGGAGUCCCAGAAAGGCAUGGCCGAGGCCAGCAAGUGUUAGGAGCAUAUUCUGAUAUCAGUGGCCGUCUAGACCAAAGGCUAUGUAGUGGAAGGAGGGAGUUUUGGAAGGAAUGAAGGUCACAGAGAUUCCUAGGUUCAAUUCCAGAUUCAGUGUUACCCCGAGAGAAGCCACCUUUUCUCUUUGUGCCCUCUCUUUCUCCUCUGAAAUAAUAAUCACGAAGGUCAUAAUCAUGAGGAGUGUCUAAGAGAAAAUGUAGUUUGUAGUGUUGAUUAUGUGGCUUUAUGUUGCCUGAGCAGUGGGGAAGAACAUUUUGACUCCAUUGCAUACUUGAAUUUUACUUGUAUAUAUUUAAGAACAUAUGUUAGUUCCUAAAGUUAUUCUGUUUUGAAGUGUGACUGUGCUGCAGCUACAUGUAUCUCAGAUUGGACUCAUAUUGGAUGUUCUGCAAAUUCUUAAAGAUCACACAGAUGCCAACCCAGAUUAUUAUACCCAGCAAAAUUAUCAAUCAAGUGCAUAAAACUAAUAUAUAAAGAUCUUCCACAAAUCAAAAAAGUGACAGACAAUUCAAUACAAAAUGGUAUAUGUGAGUGGCUAGAAAACAUACAGGAAGGUGACGGACUAGUCAGUGCUUGUCAAUGCGAUAUAAAUAAAUACAAUACAAUGCCAAACUGUGCAGCAAUUCUGCUCACAACUGCAGCCCUAAAAACACAAGAUAUAGUUACUCAUCAGGCUUGCACAAGUGUUUUCAUGGAAGAGUUGGGGAUGAAGCUCAGUGGUAGAGGGGUUGCCUAGGAUUCUGAGACCCUAAUGUGUUUAAUCUCAAGCCCUAUAAAAUAAUGAAAUGGACCCAAAUACCCAUCAGAAAUAAGAUAGGCAAUGUUCAUAAUGUUUAUGGGAUAAAGACAUAGCAUAUUAAACUUGUGUGAGUUUUGCAAA